This is a messenger RNA of Dermacentor andersoni, 17061 nucleotides long. RefSeq names its product protein dead ringer homolog. NCBI's taxonomy places the organism in Eukaryota, Metazoa, Arthropoda, Arachnida, Ixodida, Ixodidae. The record is from RefSeq and is a predicted model, not a curated record. Gene Ontology annotation, molecular function: DNA binding. Gene Ontology annotation, biological process: regulation of transcription by RNA polymerase II. Gene Ontology annotation, cellular component: nucleus.
GUUGGGCGAUUGUCCUCGGUACUAUUGCGCUACGCGAUUUGCACUCGGCGCGGGCCCGUCUGUGACCCAUGUGAUCAGCACCGUUUGGAUUGAGAACGUGCGUGAACGUGUGCCUCCCCUUUGAUCGACUUGACUGAAAGUGAAGGGGACUUCGGCGUGCCAUCUUACCGUGUCAUCGACUGCACCUGCGUGCUUGAUAUUGGCAUCGUGCGCCGCCGUUGCAGCGGCGACAGUUAGUUACGUUUGCCUGCGUUUCGUCUGAGCGUCGUCGGUGGGUGGUGUGCUUCAAACCAGCGCUUCGUUUGUGCCGCUGGUCAUUCUUCUCGCCCUGCGUCCCGCCAACUGCCAAAAUUCGUGUCAAAAACCGCAUCCCGCUUCCAGCCUUCCGGAUGGAACACGAAUCGGACGACAUGGACGGGAGCAUGUCGAACCCCGAGGAGGAGGAGCUCAACGAGUCGGAGUACGGCGGCUCCGGCGACGACGACGAGGAGCGCCGGACGCCGCUCGACGGCGAGUUGAGCAACGACGACGCGCAGUCUGACGUGCUCGCUCGCUACCAUCCGCACAACAACAGUGGCGUCAGCGGCGGCAGCAACAACGGUGGAAACAACGGCAGCGUCCGCAGCAGACAGGAUGAUGGGAGUCCCGUCCCGCUGGCCAACAACUGCAACAGUGACCACUCGAGCAACACGCCCCCGGCCGCAAGCAAUGGGUCGACGAUGGCGCACGCGGGCGGCCUGUCCUCUGAGCCACGCAUCCCGGCUCCAAAUGCCGUGGUCUCUUCUUCGCCGGGUCCUCUGCGGGUGCCGGACUCCGGCCCGCUCAGUGCGCUGGCCGCCCGGGCGGCGGCGAGCGGAGCCACGGCUCUGCUCCCGGCGGCUGCCAUCUCUGCGCUGCCGCUGUCCCAGGCGCCGCCGCUGUUCAGCCUGGCCACUGGCGCCCCGCACAUGAUGCACCUUCCGCCAACGCUGACGCCCCACACCGCGGCCGUCUCCGGUACGCCGCCGGAACCCAGCAAGUACGCAUUCGAGGAGCACUAUGGAAAGCAUUUGUCCAUCUCCAACCUGGCCGCCGUCUGGAUCAGUGAGCUGGCAAAGUCCAAUGGGGGCCCCCGCAGUGCACCAGCGCGGGACUCCCUCGCUGCGAGUGUCCCACGGUGGGAGCUUUCUGAGCCGGGAAAAACGACUGAAUUCAGCCGUGACUUUAAAGUGAGUCCCACACCAAAAUCAUCUCGGUCAAGCCGCAGCGGCGACUCCAACGGCCGUGUGAGCAGCAUGGACGACAUCGGCAAACUGUACGAGCUAAGCGAUGACCCCAAAAGGAAAGAGUUCCUGGAUGACCUCUUCGGCUUUAUGCAGAAACGAGGAACGCCCGUUAACCGGAUUCCGAUCAUGGCCAAGCAGGUACUGGACCUUUUCGAGCUGUACCGGCUGGUCGUGUCACGGGGUGGCCUCGUUGAGGUCAUCAACAAGAAGAUCUGGCGGGAAAUCACUAAAGGGCUCAACCUGCCCUCGUCCAUCACUUCGGCGGCGUUCACUCUGCGUACACAGUACAUGAAAUACCUGUACCCAUACGAGUGCGAGAAAGAGAAGCUGAGCCAGCCCGACGAACUGCAGGCAGCCAUUGACGGGAACCGGCGCGAGGGACGACGCUCCAGCUACAGCCAUUACGCCGAGAUGAUGUCCUCGGCCACGGCGGCCUCACUGACGGGGUCCCGCGGCAGUAACCACCACACAUCGCCCAUCAGCCUCGUGUGCCGGCAGGCAAACGGGCACGCGCCGCCACCUACGCAGCACCACGCGGGUGGACCCUCGUCUGGUGAUGAAGAGAAUAGCCUGUCGCUGUUCGUGCCGCAGCAGGAGGCCUUAAACCUGGAAGUUCCACGCGGCGGGAGCGCGGACCACAAAGUUCUAGAUCCACGAAGGCUCCUGGGUGAAUCGCUGGGUCCACCUGCCUCUAAGCGAUUUAUUUCUUCCGAAGAAGACAGCCUUCUUGCCCACUCUAUGCACACAACACACAUCAAGAUGAACAGCAGAGGUGACGGCAGAGGCCAGGCUGACAAUUCCAUGUCCGUGACCAUGGAAGUAAAUGGCAUCAUCUACCACGGAGUCCUAUACCCACAGUCACACAGAAACAGGCUCUCCUAGGUUGCACACCUGCUUGCAGCAAUGCUGGACUCUUUUUGGAGGCAGCCUGUCAACCAAAACACUGACGAAUGAAAUGUGAGUGCACCAAGGACAAGAGACCGAAAACUGCUUCAUCCCCUGACAAUGGCAAAGCUGAUCUCCACUCCAAGCCACCAUGUUGUUGUGUGCAGAUAUCUCUUUCGCCUCAAUUCUGCCCUGUGCGCACUGACAGCCCACUUGUCGGAAAGUUGUGCAUUGCGCGCGUGUGUGUGUGUGUGUGUAUGUAAGUGUGUGCAGUUGUCAAUACGCACUUGCUCAUGACAGCAGUGUCCUCUUUCUUUCGUUCUUUUUUUUUUCAAAUGCAAUUGUACAUUAAUUUUCAUUCUUGUUUACAUUUUUAUGCUGCUAUAUUAUGUAUAAUUUUUUUUCAUCAUUCCUUUUAACUAGCCACUGCGUACUUCACGCUGCAUCUGACUGGCAUCCAGUGCUUCUUCCUCUUUCGUUGUUGAAGAAAUUCAUACAGCAUUGCUGCCAGCUCCCUCCCCUAUUUCUUUUGUGCAUUUGUACAGUGACCUGCAUUUUUAUCUAACCACUUUAAAAAAGAUGCAGCGCUUAUCACUGCUUCAUUCUCACUCAGAUUUCAUCAGAGGAUAGAGUUUUCGAUCUGCAUUAUGACAAUAAGACAAUUUUUAUCAUUGUUAGCCUGUUUAAUCCAAACUUCCUUUCCUGACAGGUAAUGGCACCCAUUCAUAUCUAUGCAGCAGAUUGUUUCAGAAAUGGAAUGGUGUGAUUACAAUGAAUAUUGCAAACAUUUUUUUUUUUUACUGAACCAGGCAUGCAAACAUGCCACCUGCUUCACUCAGCACUGAGAACCAAUAAGCUUAAUGUUGAUUCGAAAUAUGAGGAAAAAACACAAGUCACGCUAUGUUGUUCCAGUAAAAACAACUUUCCUUUCAUAACUCUUCCUGCCAUAGCCCUGUUUGAAUGUGUGUAACUUAAGAUGUUUACACUAUAAAAGUUUGAACUCAUGCGAAAUAUGAAAUUCUUCGCCACCUGCAAGCCAGCAUUAUUCAGAGGUACAGUCAUGGCUUGUCUGGAUGAGCUGUCUAAGAUUAUGAGAGUUAGUAUCGUCACUUACAGUGCAUACAUAGACAAGGAACAAAAAAGGACGACGAAGACAAGCCCGUACCCAAACCUUGCCUCGGUUAUGAGAGAGGCUCCCAGAAUUCUUUUUUUCCCUUAAAUGUUCUAUCACUUAACAAAGGAAGACAGAUAAAACAGCAACAGCAUGUGACUACAAUUAUCCUUCUAAUAAAAAUCUGCAGUGAGAAAAUGAAACGCACGUUUCUCUGCAGUUAAACAAGUUUCAGAAGUUCUGAGUGGUUCUUUCGGCUGCUUUUGUUGAGAUGCAGCUUCUCUCCAAUAAAAAUUUCUAAAACACAUGUUUGCCACUAAAAUAAUACACACAGAAAGGUGGAAAUAUAGAUGACACAGCUGGAUGUAGCAUUAGGUAAUGUACAGAGCUGUCCACUGUUAAAGGAAACACCGGAGCGCGUGACGUCUGCUCUGUGCCACUACCAGUUGGCGGCGGCAACGAGCUUCGUGCAGUCGUGGUGAGCGCAGUGGGCGCUGCUCUUUCGUCGUUUGCUACCAUCUGCAGCUGCAGUGAGUGUAGCAGGUGGUGCUCUUUCGUCGUCUGCUACCGUCUGCCACUGCGCUUCGGAUUGUUGCAAAGCAAAGCGUUCACGGGUUGUUGAAGUUGGCCAGAGACUGCCUGCUCACACUCAGAUAGCUAGCCGUUGCGAGGCUGAAAGAGAAUUAGAUGGUGCAAAAUAUUAUCUCGCAGUUAUUUUUGCCAUUUGAAGUCACAAGACAAACAUGACAAUUUUUACGGACUUCUCUUUGUGGAGCAACCAUAUUAGAGAGCAUUUCCCCGUAUAUAGUGGCCAUCUCAUGCGCACUACUACAUAUUUGAUUCACUGCAGUGUGUAGGCUGAACAAGCGCCUUUAAAGAGCAUUCAGUAGAAUUCACAGUGGUAAGCUCGAUGGGGUAUCGUAUUGGUGUGUGUAACAUGUUAAGCUCCUGCAGUUGCACAGACUUUAGUAACGAGUAGGUGCUGAAGUUUAGCAGCAUGCGAAAUUGUUCUAAAGCUUUAGGUUGUUAGGGUUUACAAAUGGUGCCUUUGUGAUUACGGUAGCCAUUUUAGGGUACACAUUCAAAAUACUGAUUGCUAUAACCUUUUUAUUAGGGCUUGAUGUCAAAGGUGCUGUUAAAAACUUCCGUAAUCUUAUUGGGCUUUAAGGAAACAAAAGGGUAAUUCUCGUGUGUUACUCAAUAUCUGGUCACGUCGCCCUUUGCCUCCCACACUGCCUUCAUUCUUGAAAGAAGACUGGUAUACAAGGCUCCACAGAAGGACGCAUUUUGCUUCAAAUGUUCCUAUUCGGCCUUGACAGCACUCCAAAGCCUGUCCGCAGAGAGCCUAUGCAGGCACUGACUUGCUAAGGCCUUCUUCAUGGUCCACGAGGUCGUGGGAUCGAAUCCCGGCCACGGCGGCCGCAUUUCGAUGGGGGCGAAAUGCGAAAACACCCGUGUACUUAGAUUUAGGUGCACGUUAAAGAUCCCCAGGUGGUCAAAAUUUCCGGAGUCCCCCACUACGGCGCGCCUCAUAAUCAGACAGUGGUUUUGGCACGUAAAACCCCAUAAUUUAAUUUUUAAUUUCUUCAUGGUCCCCCAAACGUUUUCUAUGGGGUUCAAGUCAGGAGACUGCAGCGACCUGCUCAGAACUUCCACUUGGUGAUGCAGCAGAAGUGGUAGAUUUUUUUGCGGUGCGCACAGGGGAGUUGUGCUGGAACAGGAAGUCCUUCGGCUGGGAAGCACCAUUUGCAGCAUGAAGGAGGGCAACUUGGUCGAUGACAUCGCAGUAUUUGACAGCCCUGAAUUUUCCUUCCAUCCUGACGAGAGGCCCGAGGCCAUCCUUUGUCAUGCAGCCCCACACGCUGAUGACUGUCCUUCCGCUUGCAGCAGGCUGCUGGGUGUAUUCCAGCCUGUAGCUGAAGUAUGAAAUAACCGAGGUACAAUGCGCGCACUCAGGCACUGGAAGUCGUGGGUCUUUUCAUUAAACUGGAAGUUCUUGCGGGCUCUACGCUACAUCAUCGCGUUCAGUAUCCCUCCAAUAUCUAGAGUUCAGCUUGUGACGCACAAAGCUUUUUACAGAAUAGAACUACAAAUUGCUUUGGAAAGCUCUAACCGUAAGAAAUGACACUGCUCUUCCUGGUUUGUUAUACUUGUGGCAUAAGACGCUCCUGAAAUGCAAUGUAGUGUAAUGUGUCAUCGCCAAUACCAUUGCUAUAUAUUAGCCACCAUUUCUAUAUAUUGCUACCGGAAAACAUUGUCCGCGUUUUUCAAGCUAGCCUUAAUAUAAUUAUUUGGGAGCAGUUUUUCCCUAUUGUCAACCGUGAUAGGCCCCAUGUGAUAUGACAGGUAGGGUUCCAUAAAUGAUACUGUAUAUUAUUUUAUGGAACAUCGUCCUUCUUUUACAAACGCUUCCAGGAAUUCUCAGAACUAGAGAGAUGAGUUUACAACUAUCGAUAAUAAAAACGAAAAAUUGUGCAAGGAGCAACAUUAUAAUACUAAAGGUAUAUAUUACCGAGUGCAAUCAGGGCGCCAAAUGAGGUUCUUCUGGUCCCAACAGGGGGGGGGGGGGGGGGAAAGUAGACUCAUCCGUAAAGACGACCCUUUUACAAUCUUGCGUAUUCCAGCCUACGUGACAUUCCACAAACUGAAGUCGCUUGUCCUUGUUAGCGGUGCAAAGGAGGAGCUUCUGUGCAGCUGUUCUGCUUUUUAGCCCUGCCUGAUAUAAGUGGCGCUUCACAGUUGUCUUUGAAGCGUUCAGUCCAAGGCUUUCUUUGAUGUCUUGAACAGAAGCCUGAGGUCUGUCAGCCACAGUAGCUACAAUGGCAAGGUCUUCUGCGUGGCUCGUGGCCCAACGCUGCGGCUUCCUAGGAGCAUCCUUUAUGCGUUGGUUGCUCUCAUUAGCUUGAACAAUUCUAUUAACUAUUUUGAGUGGCCUCUCCAUUAAUCUUGAAAUAGCGUAUUGACUGUACUUUCCCAGCCACAGUUUAACAAUACCCUGCCUUUCAUCACACAGCACUAGAGCCAUCGUGGAACAGCAGGAGUCGACGUGCGUACUAAACGUUUUCUGAAGUGGGCAAUUAUAUGUAUCGAUGAGGUGAAGAAAAGAUGGCAGUGUCAUUGCGACAUUUAUCUGAUUGUAGAUCAAUCCCAUCGCUUUCCUUCCAGCUGGAAGGAAAGUGGCUGCUUUCAAGUACGAACUAUGCAAGCUGCUUUCUUUGCGACGAUGCGAAGCACGGCGGCACACGGUAGUAGACAACGAAAGAGCAUCACCUGCUACGCUCACUGCAGCUGCAGACAGUAGCAGACGACAAAAGAGCACUGCCCACUGCACUCACUGCGCGGAGCUCAUUGCAGCUACUGGCCGGUGGUGGCACAGAGCAGGCGCCACGUGCUUCAGUGUUCCCUUCAACAGUGGACCGGUCUUUACGUUCCUGAGUGUAUUCGUUUGACUGUAUCCUGCAGUUUUUUUUAAAGAGUGGUGUGCACAAGAGAAGGCAAGUUAUUGUAAAUGUACACACUUUAUAGACACUUGUGCUCCUUAGGAUGUAAAAAUGCAUUGAAAAGUAGGAGAGAAUGUCUAUCUGUGCGUGAAUGAGGCAAAGGUUUCAGCAUAUUGUAUUACUCUCGGUUUUCUUUUUUUCUAGGUUAUCUUCAAUAUUUUGUGCAAGUGUUUUUGCACAUUGCUUCUUCGUUGUCCUUCAACACUUGUUAUUCUUGCAGCAAAAGCACAUUUGCCUGGUGUUUUUACAACAAAUUAUAUAUCCAAGACCCUGCAAGCUACUGCAAGCUUUCUUUUAGGCGCAAUGGUGAGAAACUUUUUCGAGUGACCCAGCAAACAUUGCUGGUAGUCCAAUGUAAAUGCACUAAAUGCUGAAUGGUUCAGUGAAGGACCUGGUUCAUUUAGUCGACACACUUACUGAAUGCUGCAUUGCUCAGGGAGUCUCGUAUAACUAGCUUGCGCAGGAUUACACUCAAAUUGCUCACACAAGUAACAUUUUGCAGUGAGUGCUGUUUCUGGCACAUUUAACUGGUUGUGUUGGAGUGCUCUGGCUCUGCUAGAAAAGUUGUGUGAGGCAGCUUUAAAGCUGUAUUACUAGAGUAUGUUGGUGUAGCAGUGAUAAGCUGGCUUCAUCAUGGCCAUUAAAGCCCAGUUCCACUCACAAAAGAAUUCUUUGCUUUCUUGUGUGACCUUUGUAACAUUGCCAGGGAGUUCUCAGACUACCAGUAAAAUGUGCCAUUGGGAUCAUGCUUGGAUACAAUAUUGUCCUGUGUGUAAGAACAAACCACAUGUGAUGAUGCCAGACCAGAAAAGUAGUUGAAGGCAAAGCUACUGGAACUAAAUGGGAGAGAAGUGAAGCUUGCCUUGUUGAGAGCUUUGCUUUGAAGUAUGAAUCAAAUAAACUAGCCCAUGAGAAUGUUCUUCUGAGUUGGAAAAGUGGAUUUUCUCACUGAAAGAAUGGUGUAACAUCAUGCAUAUUGUGUUAAAUAACACAGAGUGCAUGAGAGCCACGGAGUACAGACAGCUGGAGGAAAGAGGGACUGCACAUGUGCUUUUAAAAACAUGCACCGCCAUGACCACGAGUGCUGCUGGGUAGCACGGCAAGGGCUACGUCAAAUACACACUCACAAAUAUGUAAGAAAAUGUCUGGGAGGAUGACUGCUGCAUUUGCUCAAGUGUAGAACAUGCAAAUUUAAUGAGAAUGAUGAGCGUUCAGCUUCCACCUGCGACAAGUUAUCUUUUCGUCCCCUUUCAUUUACUUUAUCAUUUCUACAUUUCAAUUUAAAGAACAAGUUAGUUUUGCCUGUGCUUAGCCUGGCUACAUUGUCUGCUGUCUUUACGUAAUUACAACAAACAAAAAAUCUCACGCUUUGUUUCUGCUUAUUCUUCGUGCUCAUGUGCUUUUUCAUCCAUUCGAUGUUGCUUGUCAACUCGCAACAGUCAUUGAGGCAUGCUUUGUAAAACCUUCAACCAUGUUGCAUUCAUGGUAAGGCAUCCUUAUUCUUUGUUUUGCUUCAUCUGCAUUCUUACUUCUACCACCAGUGGCCCCAGAAAGUAGUUUUUCGUCUUGUAAAACUGUUUUAUCUAAGAAAUUGCUAGGGAGCUCAAUAUGCAUAGAUAGCCCACAGCUCUGUCAGUACAUUCUACAUGGUUUACUUUGUGCUCGGCCACAGUGGCUUGAAGGCUAUGGUGUUGCGCUGCUAAGCACGAGGUCGCGGGGUCAUAUCUUUCCUGCCGCAUUUUGAUGGGGGCGAAACGCAAGAACGAGCGUGUCCUGUGCAUUGGGGGCACGUUAAAGAUCCCCUGGUGGUCAAAAUUAAUCUGGAGUCCCCCACAACAGUGCGCCUCAUAAUCAAAUUGAGGUUUUGACACGUAAAACCCCAGAACUCAAUUCAAUUCAAAUACUUUAUCCUAUGCUUUGUCUGCUCUGAAAUGGUGGAAUAGUGAUGGUGCAUGACCUAUCAUCUAGCAAGACUUGGGUGGCUGUAAGGAUAGCUUACUGAAUGGUAGCUGUCCUCAGCAAGAUAAAAACAGCUGCAGGUAUGGCAACUCAGUAUGUUCAUUGUCAGUGUCAAUGUCUUUUUUAUGCUGCUCGUGUAGGUGUUGUUUAUUUCAUUUAACCAUACAUUUUAGCAGUUGUAUUUUCAAUAUAAUCUUUUAGAAAGUCAGCACAACUCAUUGUCCCUGUGCCAAAUACAAGUGAUUUCACAUAUCCUUCAAAACAAAGGAAAAUAAAGAGAAAGAAAAGGGGACUUGUGAUGCCCGACCAGGUGGGCACAAGGCAUCGAGGAUGCUUGUCAACUCGCACUUGCAGCCUGUUCAAUAAUUUGGGGGACAUGGAAUAGAGUCGGUGCUUUGGGUUCUUCGAUUCCAAGCCCUCAGUUCAAAUUCUCAUCCAAUCCACUGCAUUUCUCGCACUCGAAGCGCUGCUUGAAUAAAAGGAAAGGAAAAAGAAAACACUGCCAAGAGCCAGUAGGACUUUAGUAGUCCAGGUGUGACUGACUGAGCUGCAUAUGUCACAUCUUGUCUUCGGCAGUCAAUGUACACAGCUAUUGUACUUUAUAUGAGUGCAAUCUUUUCCUAUUGCAUGUUCAAAUGAGAGUUAGUGUGGCUAUGCCAAAGCAACAAAGCAGAAUAUCAUCUGGCAUGAGGCUCUCGAAUGUACUUCAAGUGCGCUUUUAAUGGCACCUUAAAGAUCUUCCUGCAGGCUCCAUUCAUUGCACCUUCAAGAUUGGAACAAAAUGCAACUACUUUACACUUUUUGGUUCCCUUUGGAAAUGCAAAGAUGUGGGGGCAUUCGAAAAAAGUCUGCUCUAAAGUUUGUUUACAGAUAGUGCAUUGAUUUCUGAAAUGAAAGGUCUGUGAUUGAUUUGCGGGGUUUAACAUCCCUAUGUAACACAUGGCUUAUGAGAGUGGAGGGCUCCUCGUUAAUUUUGGCCACCUGGGAUUCUUUGUUGUGCACCUAACCCUAAGUGCAUGAAUAUUUGAGGAAUCACAGCAAUAAAACACUAUAGCCAGUGAGCAACUACGGUGGGUGAAUGAAAGGUUUGGGUGCAUGAUGAAGGUAUACAGAUGAUCAAAAUUAUUGAGGAGCCUGCUCCUAUGGUGCCCCUCAUAGAUAGCUGCACAGCCUUGAAGCAUAGAAACUUAUCUGUCAUUUACUUUGACUAGGUGAACAAUAACAUAUCCGUGCUUUUUUAUUUUUUUUUACAUAGACAUCACAUAAUGAUGUAUUCCAUGAUAACUUUAGAAAAAAAAAGGGCAAGACAAAAGACUCAUCCAGCAUACUGCCUGUGGUAGAACCAUGAAAGCAAAGUACACAAAGCAAAGACAAAAGGAAUUAGACUGCAAGAGAGAUAGUACACACAUUGCUAUUUGGGCUUAUGUCUUCUUUACAGUGGUUCAAUGGCUAAAGUUGACUUGACAAGAAAAGUUAACUCGGCUGCAUUAGUAAAUUACGCUGUAGCAGAACGGGCACCCUUUCCAUAGGAUGAGGCUUGGUUCAAAGUUCAUAUCUAGUGUCCUUUUUAAAGCAAACUGCAACAUAAUUUCAGUUCGGCUAAAUUCGUUAUAAAUGAGUGGCAUAGGCUAUUGAAGCUAUCCUGGCGAAGCAGCAUGGCUGAUAAUCAUCUUUCUUAUUAAUAGCCUUAAUGGCACCCAAGCAUAUGACGCAUGCAGUUGGUGGUUAGUAGAUCUGAUAAACAUGUUUCAAAAUUUUUAGUGCUCUGCAGGCGCUGUCUAAUCUUGGAGGUAAUGUGAAGGAGCCAUGCUGGUUCUCACUCAAUUUUCUGGGUUCUGUGUUACUUCUGGCAAGUGGAAAUGGCUGCAAAUUUCAAAAUUGGUUCUCUUGAGAUUUUUGUGGCGCAUCCGCUUGGCAUUUCAAACUUUUGCACAGAGAUACACUGUGCUACAGUCUCAGACUCUGUAUCUACAGUGUCUGAAAGUAUGCUUUUUACACAAGCCAAAGUUUUGUUCCAGCUCGCCUUUCAAGCAUUCACACAAUAAAGCUCCCUGCCCCCACUCUUGCCUCCUCCUGCCACUUGAGUCAGUGUGGAUUGCCUUUGUGUUGCCUGCGUUUUACACUAAAGGGGCUCUGAAAUGCUUUCUGAACACAGUAAUAAAAUGUGUCGAUCUGUUAACGUGGUUCCUGUGAACAUGCGAGCCAAAUAUUGCAUGCAGCAGGGAAUUUACAAUCUCGUGUCAAUAGCAGUGAAGAGUUGCUUGCUCUCGCAUCCGCAAUGUAAUCAUCGAAAGCAGUUGGCAAACCAGCGCUAUUGCCCGAUUUCAUGAUCGCGAGAACAUUCUCAGCACAACAUAAUUGCUAAUUUUGAAUUGAAUAAAUGAAAAAUAUAGAUGUCGAUGACCUCAAAAAGACAGAAAAGUGAUUUCAUCUUUGCACUGUGCAUAGCUGCUUCUGCUGCGCGUGGCCUAGGAGGUGGCAGUGGUGUGCUGCGUAGCAUAGUCUACCACGGUUGCCAGAGGGUGUCGUGACGAGUUCUUUUGCCACCGUGAUGCUCAACUUCUUUAAAACUUCUUUCUGGGCGAGUUGGUGCAUACUUGACAUAAGAAUUGUAACAAAAAACAGUGCUUGUGCCUCGUUCUUGUUACUUUGUGGUUGCAUGUGUUUGCGCUGUUACAAUUUUUAUGUCAAGUAUGCUCAACUUCUGGCUGGGGCUUUGCCCUAUUUUCUUUCCCACUGUGCAGCUUCCAGCGUGCUAGCAGAGACGAAAAGAGAGAGAAAGCCGGGUACAGGUGCGAUAACUGCAGUUAUGGUUGAAGGAUUCAAAAAUUUUUUUUCGGCUUGAGGUUCAUGGGACGACAUACUUUAAUAGUGAGACCAUUUUAUGAUUAGUUAGAAAAGUGCUUCAGGGCCCCUUUAACAGUGGCAGAUCGCACUGCUAUUUCUUCCAUUAAGAUUUUCUUUUUUUUUUUUUUUUGGUGCUCCACCUCUGCAGGCAGCAUGUAUGUCUAAUAUAUAUUGAAAAAAAUAAAGUGGUAGUGGCGGGGAGGGGGCAAACACUGCAUCCAAGCAUGAUAAUAAAGAAAACUUGCCAUGACAUGUCACCUCUGUAUAUGAUUUGAAUGAAAUUAGUCAGAAGUUCAGCCAGACAAGCUUUUUAUAUGCACAGUCUGGAGCAAUGCAAUAUUCAGUAUUUUUUUUAUUUCUUCCUAUUGCUGGUACAAUGUGUCUGCAUUUCUUCAAUUACUACCACUUUGAACAACUUUCCCUUCUGGGUUGUUAAGGCAUUUCUUACGCACCUGUUUUUCUCUUCAUGUUUUCUGCAGAUUUACUGUCCUUCAUUCAUCUGUCUUUGUAUAGUGAACAGAAAAUCCAACAUUGUUGCUUUUAUUCUUUGAUUUACACUAUAUUCGAUCCUCAUAGUUGAUGGAAAAUUAGUUAAUAGGAGUGCUUCAUUGUUUUUUCUCCAUGAUGAGUCUUAUUCAGCAUGCUACUAGUAAAGUCCAGUCAUGUUAUGAAAUUUGUUCUAGCUUUGGAUGAGUCCUUCAGCAUGUAGGCUCUCCGGCUUAUUUAAGCUGUCACUGUGAAGCAGUUCUUGGUCACGCAUUUUGAGAAGAAUUACUCUUGUCUGCUGACAGUUUAAGUCCACAUGUAGAUUAUUCUCGUUGGUAGGCUCAGUGAUAGCAGGCACAGGCUUGAUCCUCAGUUCUCUUGCUUUUUUGAUGUAAGAGCUAUAAUGCAGUCAGUUUCUCUACCUUCAUGGAGUGUGAAAAAUUCCACUUUGAUGGUGUGGCAUUACGGAUGAUGUCUAUCACUAUUGUUCGUUUCACUUUUCAACAUCAGAUGCAGUCGUAUUUCGGCCGUUACUACACAUUGUAUACCUCCAAAGAUGCAAAUGUUAGGGAUCAUGUGUAAUAAGAGAUGCAAGUGCUUGGGAUAACGUUUAAGGAAAGGUGCUAAGACACCUCGGGAUACACACAGCAUGAACAAACAAGAUCACAGAUGAAGGGAAGCAAAUUGUCAUUGAUAUAUAAAUGAAAGUCUUGUUUGGCAAGCUUUCUUAAAGAUUUAUUUGAAGCAGUAAUUUGGAUCAAACAAACUUUGUGUUCAAAAGCUUUCCAGCUUAAACUAAAGUGUCACGUUGUUCCCUCAUCCAUGUUGUCAUUUGUGGAAGAUGUUUUUAUCCUAGAGGUGUACCAACUCACUUGUCUUUAGAUUUUGAACACACUGCUUGAUGAACAUACUGAGCAGAACAGUGAUGCUUGUUAUUGAAUUCCUUGAGUUUAGUGUUUAAUGUUGGCUAAUACAUGGUGCUCUCUUUGUAUAUGGUACGGGCAGUGCAAUCAAAGGUUACCAUGUGAGAAUUUGUAAGAAAAAGCAAAGCAGCGAUGUUACUCAGUCCUGUGAAUAAUGCACCCUAUUAAUGUCGGUUGGGGUAGCUUGCGCUUGCAAUCAAAAUGCAGUCCAUAUAUUUUGUAGGCUUCAGAUUUUGUGCUUAGAGUGUAUGAAAUGCAUCUUUUAAACUUUUUUUGCACAACCACAUAGCUUGUACCUGUUUUCUUUAAUGCACAAGUUUUGGCAUUACUGAUAGCUGUACUAAAAACGAGCAGAUUUAUGUGACUUGCUCAUCAGGUGCAACCACAUGAAUACAAUUAGUGGGAUUUCUUAAAUUUUGAAUGAGAAUUGCCAGGAUUCAUUUGGAAUUAACUGAAAUGGAAAAGCCACCAGAACGCUCAACUCACUUCAAUAUAGGAAUCUCAGGGAUCUCUUCUGGUCUCGAAGAGGCACAUGUAUGUGUGCACAUCAUGUUUGUGUAAAAGUGUCUGAGUGUCUUCAUUUGUUUGUCAGUAACUCGUUUUAUGAAUCAAUUCACCCUACCAAGUCCGAGUUACACAAUAUGUUAUAGCACUGCCCUGCCAAUGUGUAGCAUAUUUUUCUCUCUUGCAUGCACCGUGAUGUUGUUAUUCAAAGCCACCUUUUACAUGUAGUCAGUUGCUUUUUCUUUCUUUCUUGACUUUUGUUUUUCUAAAGCUUAUUCACCCAACAUAUGCAACUUUCGAGUGUUGUCGUACAACUUUUCAGCAAGGGUUGGUUUUUAUCAGGCCAGAAAGCAUAACUAUUAAACUUUGGAGUAAAUUUGACAGCGAGCAAUGGACAUGUUAAGUAGUGUGUUAGCUGUAGUGUAAUAUAUCCACGCCUGUGACGGGCAGUGCUCCAACGAAUUGUACUGUUUCCAGUUUGAAAGCCAUGGAACUCAAAAACCAUGCCAUGAUCACUGCAUUUGUGCUAUAUAUUGGCCUUCCCAGUGUGCUUUCUUUCAGGUUGUUUCCACCAAUGUGGAACAUGUCACACUUUUAUUCCUCUUCUAUUAUGAUUGCCUCUUGCUUCAUUAGAAGAUUUGUUUCUCCUGCUCUUAUUUCACAGUUAUUACUACAUUAGUUCUUGCUGGACUUUUUUACAAGCUUUGAAACCUGCCUUCCUCAAUUUAUUUUCUACCAUUUAUGUUGUGAAUGAGUGGAAAGAGACAGCGGAUGUCAUUUAUUAUAAUAUUAUUGUUUCUAUUUAAACGUGAGUUGUUUUUAUAUGUUAUGGAGAAAAGAUAAAACGUAACUUUAUGUUGUUGCCCCAGAGCAUACAUUAUGCGGUCACAACAACACCUGCUGGCCGGAAGUGGUGUGUGUGCUAUAGAACCAAUCCGUCCAUUCAGGAGGAAAGGCCUGACUAAUGGGGCAGAAGUGCGACGCCUGACGUCUUUCUUAUUGUCGCAGUUCUUUUUAUGCGACCUGUGUAUAUAGUACUAUUUUAAUGCUUGAGAGGCCCUCAUUUGCCAUACGUUCGUGCACUCUUUCUUUUUUCCCCGCCCACCUUGUAACAUGACUGUUCUCCUCAGGCUAUUUUAUAUCUCCUAAAUUUUUUCCUUCAUCAUUUGUAUAGCUGUAUUUGCUGAAGUAACAAAGAGUGAAGGAAAGUUGUGCUGUUGCAUGCUUAUGUCAUGACAGCAGCAGUGUUUCAACCCACCGUUUAUUUAUACAGUGUCUUUGGGAGCCUCUCCAGUCACGCUCCAUUUAUUUCCUUGCUUUGAAUUUUUAGCCUUUAUGCGAUGUAAUGUGUAUGUGUUGCAUCUUUCUGACAGGACUGUACGUGUGCUUUCCGAUUACGAGUUUCGUGAUGGAACUGUUUACACUCUUCAGUUUUCCUGUUUCUCAGGAUUGAGCCUUGUGCAUGUACUCUCUGAUUUGGCAAUCUGAGCUUUCACAUACUGGUCUGAUCAGAUAGGUAGUUUUGUUUCCAGUCAGGAGCACGAAUAUAUUAAGCUUUACUUGGUCCAGUACGGUGCUGUGGAUGUUGGUGCUGGGCAAGCCUAAAAAAGUGCCAAGGCAAGCCUCUUCUCUCGCUUAGUCCUCAUCCAUGAAAUGUGAUUUUACACAUUUGGGACAUGAUAUUGUAAUGAUGCCUUGUGCCCUGUUUGAUGCCGCAUUUAUCAUCCACCAUUCAUGCCCAGCUGAUCCUACUGAUGACGCACGUUAACUCUGGCCACUGACAAAGCGCAAAGAGGAAUAGCUUCAAAAAAAGUGAAGCUACAAAAUUGCAGCCAGAAGUAGAGUAGUUUGCAUGAUGAACAGUUUACAUGUGGCUUACAUGAUGAACAUAGGCUAUGUUGCAUGAAUAAAGCUGUGUUGCUAUUGGAUAUGGUUAAGAGCUAAUGUACAAAAUAAUAAGAAUAAAUGUAAUAGUAUACAAGAAUGUUAGGUAUUUUACAUUUCUAACUACAAAACGAUGCAUAACUCCUUUCAUGUACUGACCUACAUCAUGGCCCUCGGUUUUAAUAGAAAUAAACUUCAGUUUGUUUGCAUUUACAGUGCUCAUGGCAUUUCAAAUUAGUUCAUUCUUUCUCACUAAGUGCACAAUGUCUUGGAAAUAACCUGUCUUGGUAACUUCAGGCAUAGGAAAAUUCAUGUUAAGUUAUUCUCCUGAAUAAGCUAAUGUAAAUACUCUUCUUUCUUGUGCACAUUACUUUUAAGGGAUUUUGAAUUGCAGUGUCCUGAGCAUUGUGUCCAGUACCAAAUGACAGCUGCUCAUUGUGACCAGAAGCAUUAAAGAAAACAGACAAAUUAAGGUUUUGUUUAGUUAUGAGAAAUGUUUUCCAAAAGCACAUCAUAAAGAAAAUUUUGUCUACUCUUGAGCAUGUAGGGCCUCAUGAUUGUGCUGUGCAAUUUUUAUUUGACAACGUUGUGGCCAUUCCACAACCCUGUGCCCCCUCUCUCGUCAUCAUACUAUGCCAUUACGAGAUGCACUGUCUAAAGAGCCCACCUUGAGUCUUACCAUGGUACAUAUAUCUGGCAGUGUCUUGGCGAGCGAGUCUGUUCUGUUAACCCAUAGUGAAAUGUUUAGAGCAUGGGUUUUCUUUUGUUCCUAAUUAUUAUUCAGUGUUUCUUCAAUUCAUACACCUGACCUUGAGAUGUGCAUAUUAUGCAUCAGAGAUCUUGAUUGUGUGUAUGCUCACGGCUACCUCCCUAGCUUACGAGAGAGAUGUGCUAGGGCAUGCACAUGAUGCUUCUGUGAGAGAGGCAAAAGAACUUUUAGGCUUGGCACAAAGGUAAAUGUCUGCUUUCUCGUUUAACUGACGAGUAGAGCCUAAAUUUUUUUACUGGUACUUACUGUACAUAUACGGUAGCUGACGGAAUGGCAUCAUCAUGACUGACAUAACAUAAGCACGGUGGCUGCAAACUUUGUAAACAUGUGAUCCAUUUAUCUCGGUGCUUCAAAAGCCGAAGUCAGGAAUAGUGCUUUAGUCCCAAGUUUGCGACUUCAAAUUUGCUGUGCAUGGGAAAUGAGGGACACUGUCCCAUGUUGUAGGCAUUCAUUUUUUAGGCAGUCAACAAAUUUUAAUAAUAAACGGCCUUUUUGGUACAGUAGCGUCGGUACCGACAACUUUGUGGAUUGAAUUGUGAACCUAUCAUUUAGUGUCGCAGUUGGAGGAAUGCCAAAACAAGACUGUAGUGUUGACGUGUGGGGGGCACAUGUGGUUACCUCUCGGAGCAAUCCUGCUUGAUCAUUAUUAGUGUAACGAAAAAAAAUGCAGGCCCAACAUUUCUUUGGAGGCUUGCAGCACCAACAUUGCAGCCACUGGUUUCACUAUAUGCCUUCCUUCUUUUCUUCCUCUAUUCUGUUCAUGCCCUUGACCACCUUUUCACGCACUGUGCUAAAUGUCUGCUUUUAGCAUGAAUUGUUUGAUGGAAUGAGCGCUUCUUGAAUAUGUUUCCUCAUGAUACCACCUUCUGCUAUCACAAUGUUAUUAGCUUGUACAAAUAAAGACAAAAAACAAUUUUUGAAGAGAGAA